AAUAAUCUAAUGGCAAUGUUGCAAUGUAACUAACAUCGCGGUGAUUCCCCCACCAGUUGAUCAACAACGUUUGACAAAAAGUACGCGACCAGCGAAAGCUCAGUCAUUGUUCGCAAAUCGAAAGCCUCUCUCCUCUCCAAAAAUCCCCUCUUUUACGUAACUUUGAAUUAGUUUAAUAAAUCGCCCGCCUAAUUGCAGCGCUUUCUUUGUUCUUUAUUGUGUGAUACUAAUGCCGCAAAUAUCGAUAACAAAGCUCAGUGAACACUGAAUGUACUCGCGUCGCAUUUGUAUGCUUUACGUUGCGUUACAUUUUUCUAUCAUUUUUAUUCUUGUCAAAGAUGUCUGAACAAAUCGGAAAUAGAGUUUAUAAUUAUUUAAUUGGAUUUGAAAUUCAUAAUAUUAAUAAUAUUAAGUUACCUUCGUGUAGGGAUGUAUUGAAUCUCUUUAUGUACAAACAUCAAUCCUUAAAAUUAAGUAUACGAGCAAGUGCUAGUAGUGUGAUCAGUGAUACGAAUGCUAUUUGGGCUAAUCUUUUGAUUCCAACUUCUUGACCUCAGCACAGUAUUAAAAAAUUGGAAAAAAUUCACAGUGACUACAUGAAACUGAAGAAUCAUCGAAGUCGUGCAAAGACAUCGAAAAGACAACGAACAAAUGUGGAACAGUUUAGCAAACGUCUUGAUAAAUUAUUUGACAUUGCAAAUUGUGCUGCACUAAAAAAUUUACCGAAAAAUUUGCAGCAAUUUUUGACAGAUUGUCGUAAAGGAAAUAGAAAUAUCCAUCUACCAGCAAUUGACGUUAUACCAGAAGAAACUUCUUCUGGAAAUCUGUCUGCGAUGGAAGUAGAAACUCCCAAUAAUGAAUAAGGAAAUUGGAAUGAAAUUAUCCCAACAGUCGUCCUUAAAUAGUUUCUGUAGUUCCAUAUCAAAUUCCAGUGAAUUGAAGCGAACUUGUUCAGACUUUGAAGAUACAAUGCCAGCGCCUAAGAAAAAUAAAAUUGAUAUUCUGACUUCGGAAUUAGUAUUAGCACUAGAUAGAACUAAAACUAGUAACAGAAAUGCGAUGUACAUCAUUUCUGCUGUUAUUCAAAGUUUAGGACUUGAGAUUGAUAAAUAUAAUUUAAGUUACUCCACUAUGCGCAAUGCGCGUAUUUCAAAAAGAGAAGAAAUUGUCGAUACGAUCAAAGAAGAAGAAAUUUUUGAUGACUCUCUCGUAGUGCACUGGGAUGGAAAGAUGCUUCCUGCGGGAAAUGGUCAACCAAAAGCAGAACGAUUAUCAAUACACGUCACCGGAAUAAAUACUGAUAAAAAUUUAAAAACUCCGAUUCUCUCUGAUGGCACAGGUGAAAGCCAAGCUUCAGCCAUUUUUGAAACGCCGAUAGAGUGGGAUCUUUGCGAUAAUGUUAAAGCAAUGUGCUUUGAUGCAACUAGUUCAAAUACCGGUUGUUUUAAUGGCGCAUGUGCAUUAUUAGAAGAUAAAAUUGGCCGUGACUUAUUAUAUCUUGCUUGUCGCCAUCAUACUUCUGAAUUGAUGUUACGAAAUGUUGCAAAAGUUGCUUGGCCAGUGACGAAUAGUCCAAAUGUACCAAUUUUCAAAAGACUCAGAGAUAAUUGGGAAAAAAUUGAUAAAUCUGCGUAUGAAAUCGGCACAGAGGAUAAAGAUAUUGCACUUAUUUUAAAUCAAAGAAAAGACGAUAUUCUUGACUUCAUAGAAAAUCAACUGAAGAAUCAUCAUCCGAGAAAUGAUUACAAGGAGUUUUUGGAGCUGAGCUGUAUCUUUUUGGGUGGUAUCAAAAGUCAUAGAGCCGAAUUUAAAGCACCUGGUGCUUUUCAUCACGCACGGUGGUUAUCGAAAGCUCUCUAUUGCUUGAAAAUAUAUAUGUUUAGAAACCAGUUUAAAAUGGGAGCAAACGAAAAAAAAAUUUUGCAGAAAAUAUGUAUUUUCAUCGUAAUAUUUUAUGUAAAAAUAUGGUUUACUGCUCCUAAUGCAAUAAAUGCUCCAAACUCGGAUUUGCAAUUAGUAAAAGAUCUUAUUGACUACAGAAAAAUACAUCCAGAAAUUGCAAAUGCAGCACUCGAUAAAUUGUCUCGGCAUUUGUGGUACUUACACGAAAAUCUUGCUUGUUUAGCUCUUUUUGAUGAAACUGUGUCAGUAGAAGAAAAAGUAAAGAUCGUACAAAAAAUAAAUUCCCAGGUAGCGGUCAAAAAGCCUAAUAAACGUUUAUCAGUCGCUUAUGAAGAAAUAACGUCGUUAUCUAAGAGAAACAGAAGCGAUUUUGUUAAUCCAAACUCGGUGUUUAUUUUUGAGCAAUUUGAGCUCCCCUAUGAAUUUUGCAUACAGAUCCAAUUAAAAGUAGUAAACGAUACUGCGGAAAGAGGAGUAGCGCUAGCCGAAAGUUUUAAUGAAGUAUUGACUUAUAACGAAGAUGAAAGACAAAGAAUUUUUCAAACUGUUCAGCACCAUCGAUCUCAAUACACAUCGUGUAAAAAAUCAAAAUAUAUUGACAAUGAAUUAAUCUAA
This is a messenger RNA of Cotesia glomerata, 2517 nucleotides long. RefSeq lists its product as uncharacterized. NCBI's taxonomy places the organism in Eukaryota, Metazoa, Arthropoda, Insecta, Hymenoptera, Braconidae. Bases 856 to 2517 code for a protein of 553 amino acids. The transcript has 5 exons. The record is from RefSeq and is a predicted model, not a curated record.